This is a messenger RNA of Rhipicephalus microplus (southern cattle tick), 1373 nucleotides long. Its product is annotated as set1/Ash2 histone methyltransferase complex subunit ASH2. The record is from RefSeq and is a predicted model, not a curated record. Lineage: Eukaryota; Metazoa; Arthropoda; Arachnida; Ixodida; Ixodidae. Gene Ontology annotation, molecular function: transcription cis-regulatory region binding; protein binding. Gene Ontology annotation, cellular component: Set1C/COMPASS complex.
CCAGUUGAAGCUCUCAGAUGACCGGCUCAGUGUGACCGGGGAGAAAGGCUACUGCAUGGUCAGGGCAACCCAUGGUGUGGAAGAGGGUGCCUGGUAUUAUGAAGCUACCAUUGAAGAUAUGCCAGAGAAUAGUGCCGCUCGUAUUGGCUGGUCUCAAGAACUUGGCAAUUUGCAAGCUCCCUUGGGGUAUGACCGUUUUGGCUACUCUUGGCGGUCUCGUAAAGGCACUAAGUUUCAUGAGAGCCGUGGAUACCACUACCACGACGGAGGUUACGGUGCCGGAGACACACUUGGCUUCCUCAUCGAGCUACCACGAAGAAAAGAAAAGGAAGGGCAGCUUUCUCUUCCAGAUGCCUUCAAGGACAGGAGACUUGUAAAGGUGAAAAGUUAUCUUUAUUUUGAAGAGAAGGAUGAAGUACAGCAAGCCAUCAAAGCUCUCAGUACACUACUGGAAAUUACAUUUUAUAAGAAUGGGGAGUGUGCUGGAACAGCUUGGAAGGAUAUUUAUGAAGGAAUGUACUACCCAGCUGUGUCUCUUUACAAGGGGUGCACGGUGCGUCUGAACUUUGGGCCAAACUUCAAGCACAAGCCAAAGGAUGUAUCAUGCAUGGGAAUGGAUGAAAGUGUCGACAAAGUCAUCGUGCAGCAGACCAUGUCCGAUAUGCUUUACCUUGUGGAAAAUGAAAGUCAGAUGCGGUUGGAUGCCAUCUACUUCUGAGUGGCAAUGUGUUCUUUCAUCUUUUUUCUCAUGACAUGUACAAUAAUUUUCACUUCAAAGGAAAGGUAGCAUAUGUGCACAAACAGUUAUGUACCAAUAUUUUCAUCCUCAUUGACAAGUUUUCGAUUAUUCAAUUAAACAUACAUACUGAAGUUACGCAUGUUGUUUUAGAUGAUGCGAAUUAUUUUACAAAACUUCUGAGAAAGUCAGGCCAUCUUGUUUUUGCAUAUAAAUUGUAUGUUCAGGUUGAAACAGUUUACCGCAGCUGAAAUGACAUUUUCAUGGCUAAUUAUCAAAAAAGUCUUAAUUAACUAUUCUAACUUCUGAGCUGAGGGCACUUUUUCAUUAUAGUAGUUUAGUUUUUUGACAAUUGAUGGCAUACCAAUUUUUUUUAGAAAUCAUGAGAGUUGCUUGUAAUUUGAGAUGUUUAUUUAGGGAUUUGGAUUUUAGUGUCAUUAUAAAAACUGAAUGCACCUGUCAUGCAGGAAAUGUGAACUCUCUGUUAUGUCACACUUAAACUGCCUGUGGCAAAGUGAUAAAAUUUGAAAUAAUGCGUAUUGCAGCAAAAUCUGGUCAAGGAAGUCAGCAAGUACUCUAAAAUACACACAGCUUCUUUGCAUGCCAUGUGUAAUACUUACCUGUUUUAAAUCCGAAG